Molecule: messenger RNA, 192 nt
Organism: Paraglomus brasilianum
Lineage: Eukaryota; Fungi; Glomeromycota; Glomeromycetes; Paraglomerales; Paraglomeraceae
Source: the annotation of a GenBank genome assembly
AUGCAAUCCAUUGAUUCGUUGAGAGGAUUAAAUGCCAAACUCUUAGCUGAGAUUACAGACCUUAGGAAGGAGAAUGCACUAAAGUUUGCUGAAGUUGAGGCAGAGAAAAUAGAGUUGAGACGGGAACUUAAGGCUAGAAGUGAUGAGCUGGAGAAAACUGUAGCGGAUUAUUCAGUCAAGAUUGGCGGCUUG